Messenger RNA from Mangifera indica (mango), 722 nucleotides. RefSeq lists its product as uncharacterized. The record is from RefSeq and is a predicted model, not a curated record. Lineage: Eukaryota; Viridiplantae; Streptophyta; Magnoliopsida; Sapindales; Anacardiaceae. The coding region runs from base 133 to 681 and encodes 182 amino acids. The transcript has 3 exons. Gene Ontology annotation, cellular component: chloroplast.
GUCUUCUCUCCCAAGUUUUGUUUGUAUUUGUUUAGUUUGGUGACAGAAAUUUAAAACUUGCAUCUCAACCAUACACAAACCUACAAAAAUCUUAAUAAUAUUAGCCACCAAUGCACACACUUAACAGUUUCCAUGGCCUUCAAUUUCAUUGCCACUUCUCUGCACCCAAAACCCUCCUCUAAUCUUCUUCCUCCUCCGCUAAAACACAAGCAUCUCUGCAAAUUCUACCACUUUUCUUCAUGUAAAACUUUUGCUCAGUCUCAAGGAAUUGAAGGUGGUCAGGCAGAAGAAGACCCCCCAGUUUCUUUAUCUGGGUCUUUAUCUUCUGCACGUGCGCAGCUAGGUCUCCUGGAACAACUCACUUCUACCAGCCCAAUGGUUGAAGGAUAUGAGAGCGAUGAUAGUUCUCGUAAACUUACAAUACGUGAUCAGCUGGCACAAUUAGUUGGGGAUAGAGAUGAUGAUUUUAGUAUUCCAUUGGGUAAAAACUUGAAAAAAUUUAGUGCCAAGGUCUUGACCAUCUCACAGAAGAGAAACAUCAGAAGACAAGCUUACCUGGACGAAGUUUCUCAGAGGAAUGAUUCAGUUUUCUUUGCCACUAUUGGAGCAUUUGUUAUUCUUCCGCCUUUCAUAAUAUUAGGGAUUGCUGUAAUAACUGGGUAUGUACAGCUAUUUCCAUAACAUAUGCUUGUUAAUUAUUAUAGAGAAGCAAUGUUUACUCA